This is a messenger RNA of Menidia menidia (Atlantic silverside), 1599 nucleotides long. NCBI's taxonomy places the organism in Eukaryota, Metazoa, Chordata, Actinopteri, Atheriniformes, Atherinopsidae. The record is from the annotation of a GenBank genome assembly.
CCACUGCGACCAUUAGUGUUGCGGUCACUGAUACGCGAAGAGUUUUAGAUCAGUGGUUGGGGUGGCAUAUCCACUGACAGCCGCGUUAUUACUCAUCAGCUGCAGUUCCGCAGAUUGUAUUUCAAGUGUUAGGAAGCUCCCAAGUCACCCUCAAGGCGUUUAUGUCACUUGUGGGUCCAAUCGGUCUGCCAUCAGAGGAGAGGCUGCCAACCUGCUGAGCGAGGACACUCAGACCUGGACGUGGUGUUUCUUGCAUAAGAGGAACGUGGACCUGCGAAUUCUGACUGCCAAAAGAUGUCCCAUCAGACUGGAAUCAACGCAACUUCUGAGCUGAAAGAAUUCCUGGCACGAGCAAGAGGAGGUUCUAUCAGGAUCAUGAAAAUCAUCAUCAGAAACGAGGAGUUGGUGCUAGAUUCGUGCCGAGAGCCAGCACAGAGCUGGGAUAAGGACUAUGAUCAGUUCCUGCUUCCUUUGCUCACGCCUCAGCAGCCUUGCUACAUCCUCUACCGUCUGGAUUCCCAGAAUGCACAGGGAUAUGAGUGGAUCUUCAUCGCCUGGUCACCUGACCAAUCACCUGUGCGUCUGGAGAUGAUGAACGUCCUCAGUUUUUCUUUCAUAUCAGCGAUCAAAAUCAAGAUGCUGGUGAGGCAGAAGAUGAUGUACGCUGCCACCCGUGCCACACUGAAGAAAGAGUUUGGAGGAGGCCACAUCAAGGAUGAGAUGUUUGGCACUGUUGAGGAUGACCUGUGCUUUCAGGGAUACCUGCGCCACAACUCUUCCUGCUCCUCGCCAGUUCCACUGACACAAGCUGAGCAGGAGCUUCAACGAAUCAGAGUCACAGAGGUUACGAUGGAGUUUGGCUUAGACAAGAGAGCCCAGACUCUUCAGGGCCUUGCAUUCCCUUUACAAGAAGAGGCCAAACGAGCACUGCAGCAGCUCAAGCAGAAACGCAUUAACUACAUACAGCUGAGGCUGGAUGUAGAGAAAGAGACCAUUGAGCUGGUUCACACCAAACCGACAGAAACCCACGAGCUUCCUUUCAGGAUUCCCACAGACUCCCCAAGAUAUCACUUCUUUGUCUUCAAACAUUCCCACCAAGGCCAGCUGCAGGAGGCGCUAGUGUUCAUCUAUUCAAUGCCUGGAUAUACCUGUAGCAUCAAGGAGCGGAUGCUGUACUCCAGUUGUAAGAACAGGCUACUGGAUGAGGUGGAGCGGGACUACCAGCUGGAGGUGACCAAGAAGAUGGAGACUGACAGUGGCGAUGGUCUGACGGAGGACUUCUUGUAUGAGGAGGUCCACCCGAUGGAGCACACCUUGAAGCAGGCCUUUGCUAAACCCCGUGGACCAGGAGGGAAGAGGGGCAACAAACGCCUCAUCAAAGGGGUGGGAGAGAACUGGGAAGAAAAUUAGGCACACAUGCACACACCUACACAAAUAAAUGUCAUGAUAUUUAAGGAUUGACUUGUUAUUUGAGUGUUUAGCUUGAAGUCUUUGAUAAUGAAUUUGUAUGUCAAUGUGCACAUUACAGGAUGAAAAUGAGGGAAAUGCAUCCACAAUGAAACUGAAUUAAUCCAUUUAUAGUUUCCAAUGAUAGGUCAU